GUAACUGGAAUUCCACGCAAUUCAUCAGUUUCCAACUCGAUUGAGCAUCAAGAGUCGGCCAUCUCCUAGUGGCUCAACAGUACUUCUCUUUUGUAUAAAUGCCACAACAAACAAAAAGAAGAAUAUCAAGAGAAUACAAAGGUCAAAAGAAUUAUUCCAAUAUAUAUACCAUCACUCAACAAGCCGCGUUUUCACCCUCGAAAGUUUCGUUAACCAGCUGUGUUUCACUGUUUACACCCAACACUUUCUAUGUGACCAUUCUUAAGACACCCUCCUCCAUUGCUUUAUCUCAAUUAUCUCACACUUCUUUGUUUAGUGUUCUUUCCUCAAUAAUGAAGGAAGUGAGUGCUGAAGGUGGAGGUGGUCUAGGGCAAGCAUCAUCAUCAGUUCCUGCCCCCCAAAAUGGGAACAGCAUGCAACCCAGUUCCAUGAAAAUUUCCAAAAGUGGAGAGGUGUAUAGUUAUGAUUAUGAAGAAACAGGAGAUGAGCCUUCAAGAUUUGAGGUUUGGGGUUGGUAUCUCUAUGAGUUCUGCUCCUACUUUGUUCAAACUGUUCUCAUCCCUGUGGUGCUUCCUCUCAUGAUUAGUCAGUUACAGAACCUCCCAAUGGACCCUGUUCGGGUCUGGUUCAAGAGCCACCAAGGCAGGGCCUGUGCAGCAAAGGAGAUUGACCUGUACAGCACACUGACAAACCGCACCAUAACAAUCAGUGGUUCAACCUUCUCCUCUUUGGAGUGGACAUCAAUUGCAUGGGGUGGAGGUCUAACCCUAGCUGCUCCAAUUCUCGCCUUCAUUUCCUUCCACAUCAAUGGCCACUUCCAAACACUCAUCACAGCAAUAGCCACAGGCGUUGGAGUCUUCUUCUGCCUCCCAGUGGGCCUCUUCAAAACCACCAAGAUCUUCAUUCCCUACAUUGCAGCCAUUGUUGCUGCCAUCACAGUGGCAAGUGCAACCCACACACACCACUUAGGCCUCAUGGCCCGUGCCUGUUUAGGACCAGGACAAACCCUAAAGAAACUAACCCUAUUUUCCACAAAGCAAGGAGUCUCUAGUUGGCUCUCUCUUUAUGCCACUGUUGCUGGUUGCUUGGGUGCAGCCAUUGUCUCAUCAUUCACUUACCACAUGCUUAGGGACCCCAAAGACAGUGAACAUCAGUUCAUAAGCCUGUGGAUUGUCUCAAUAUUUUGUGGCUUAGUGUGGCUAGUGGGAGCUUUACAUGCCUUCACAGCUGAAAACAGAACCAGUUCUUCUGUUCCCAACGUUUUGUCCUCAAGGUUCAACCUUUUCUCUGUUUUCAAAUACCCAUAUGCAAUUGGAGGCUUGGUGGCUAUUCUCCUCUCCUCAUUUGCCACAAUGAGCAUUUUCACUGGUGGGGUGCUUUACAUAGUGGGCCAACUCUGCAUUAAGCCAGUGCACUUGCUUUAUUUCUGGCUAACCUAUUUCCUCUUCCCACUGGCUUCUCUACCACUUCUCCAACCACUGCAGCACCUAAUCAAGGCCAAUGCUGUGAAAAUGAAGAUACUAGGGUUCUUCUUGUCACUUAUAAGUUCAGGGUUUGGGUUCUACUUCUGGAACAAUCAUUGGAAGUGGGGGCACUUGCUGGUGUUUGGGGCCAUUCAGGGCACAGCAAGUGGGUUGGUGCACACUUUUGGAAGGGUGUUGGUGUUGGAUAGUGCUCCAUCCGGUGAAGAGGGUGCUUUUUCUGUUUGGUAUAGUUGGCUGAGAGGUGUUGGCUUGUGUGGAGGGUUCACAGUGGGUUCAGUGGUGCCAGGGAAAGUGAAGACUUCUUUUGGAGCUGCGUUUUGCAGUGCCAUUGUUGGAAUUGUUGUUCUGCUUUUUGGAAAGGAGAAUGACUUUGGUGGCGCUGUCAGAGAGGGUCAUGAAACACGUUCCCGUGACCACCCUGGUGCCUUAAAUUCCAAGGAAUCUUUCAGCGUCUGAAAGUCUGAGAAAUAAUAAGCCAAUUAACAUGGCGUAUUUUGUAUGCAUGAUUUUAGGCCUCCCUUGCAAAUCCAUGCAAGGGUGGUGUAAUAGGAUUCAUUUCGUGAUUGGUUUUGGGUGUAUUAUUUGGGUUAACCCCGUGUGGAAAAAAUGCAUCCUUGCAUAAAAAGUCUUCAAAAAAUUCUUGACUAUUCAAAUCGUUCA
Messenger RNA from Glycine soja, 2144 nucleotides. RefSeq lists its product as uncharacterized. The transcript is spliced from 2 exons. NCBI's taxonomy places the organism in Eukaryota, Viridiplantae, Streptophyta, Magnoliopsida, Fabales, Fabaceae. The coding region runs from base 99 to 1940 and encodes 613 amino acids. The record is from RefSeq and is a predicted model, not a curated record.